CUUCACAGUCUCUACCUGGGGGUAAAGGGAGGAGGGCUGAGCAUGGAGGGUGUUGUCUUCGAACUCUGACUAUGUGUUAAGUGGCAGGAGAAAUUUUGAAAGCUGCUUUGAGGAGGAGCCAGUGGCUGAGUAUGUGGUGUUUUGUGCCUCACUCUCCCCACUUGUAGGAAACCCUCUCUACAUUCACAGGUAAUUGGACUGGAAGGAAGACACGACUGGCCAGGGAAGAAGACCAUUCUGUCGCUCCUCCUCCUGUUGCUAAUCACUUGCAUCCUGACUCUCUUCCAAAGCCGCCUGGACUGUGCCAACGUGGCUGCAGAGCAUAUUGACGCAUGCCAGUAUCUGCUUAGCCUCCCUGUGCACUGCAGGCCAUCCCAUUAGCAGCUCACCACCCCUGGCCAUUGGGACCUCUUCUGAUGGCUGUGGCCUCCGCUGCCCCAGGGAGCACCUUCUCUAACCAGCUCCUUCUCUUUCUCCUGGUUCUGGUAUUGUUUUGUGAUGCCUGUCAGAAAAUUUCUCUUCAAGUACCCUCUCAUCUUAAGGCUGAAACAUCUGUAGGCAAAGUGAAUCUGGAGGAGUGUCUCAAGUCACCCAGCCUGAUCCAGUCCAGUGACCCAGCCUUCAGAAUUCUAGAAGAUGGCACAAUUUAUACAACACGUGACCUGCUUCUGUCUUCUGAAAAGAAGUUCUCUAUCUUCCUCUCAGACAGUCAGGAGCAAGAACAGAAGGAGCUAGAAGUUGUACUAUCAGCGAGAGAAAAAAAGGUUUUUAGGAAGAGGCAUACCAAAGACCCAGUACACAAGCGCAGUAAGAGAAGAUGGGCUCCUAUUCCAUGUUCAGUGAUGGAGAACUCACUAGGACCAUUUCCUCAACACAUUCAACAGAUCCAAUCUGAUGCUGCCCAGAAUUAUACCAUCUUUUACUCCAUCAGUGGACCAGGAGUGGACAAAGAGCCGUUCAAUGUGUUCUACAUAGAGAAAGACACUGGGGACAUCUAUUGUACCAGAAGCAUCGAUCGUGAGCAGUAUGACCAGUUUUUGAUAUAUGGAUAUGCAACCACUGCUGAUGGCUAUGCCCCAGACUAUCCACUCCCCUUGCUGUUCAAGGUUGAGGAUGACAAUGACAAUGCCCCAUAUUUUGAAACCAAAUUGACGGUUUUCAGUGUGCCUGAAAAUUGCCGAUCUGGAACUUCUGUGGGACAAGUGACUGCCAUAGACAACGAUGAGCCAGGAACCCUCCACACUCGUCUGAAGUACAAAAUCCUUCAACAAAUCCCAGAACAUCCAAAGCACUUCUCCAUCCACCCAGACACAGGUGUGAUCACUACCACCACAGCUUUCCUGGACAGAGAGAAAUGUGAUACUUACAAGAUAGUGAUGGAAGUCCGAGACAUGGGGGGCCAGCCCUUUGGUCUAUUUAACACAGGAACAAUCACAAUUUCCUUGGAGGAUGAGAAUGACAACUCACCGUAUUUUACCCAAACUUCUUAUACUACAGAAGUAGAAGAAAACAGAAUUGAUGUUGAGAUUCUAAGAAUGAUGGUACACGAUCAAGAUUUGCCCAACACUCCUCACUCGAAGGCGGUAUACACAAUCCUACAGGGGAAUGAAAACGGGAACUUCAAAAUCACAACAGAUCCGAACACAAAUGAAGGAGUCUUGUGCGUGGUCAAGCCAUUGAACUACGAAGUCAGUAAUCAAAUCACUCUACAAAUCGGUGUUGUCAAUGAAGUCCAGUUUUCUAAUGCCGCCAACACACAACUCCCCACGAUGUGUACCACGACUGUCACUGUGAAGAUUAAAGAUAGGGAUGAGGGCCCUGAGUGCCAUCCAGAUGUCAAAGUCAUUCAGAGCAAAGAUGGACUGCCGGCUGGCAAAGAGCUCCUGGGUUACAAAGCUGUGGACCCAGAAACAAAAAAUGGUGAAGGCUUAAGGUAUCAGAAGUUUGGAGACAAAGAUAACUGGUUUGAGAUUAACGAAAGCACCGGAGACUUGAAAACUGUCAAAGUAUUAGACAGAGAGUCAAAGUUUGUGAAAAACAACCAGUACAACAUUUCAGUAGUCGCCACGGAUGCAGCUGGCCGAUCUUGCACGGGAACACUGGUAGUUCUUCUGGAGGACUUUAAUGACCACCCGCCACAGAUUGACAAUGAUGUGACCAUCUGUCAGCAGGAAAAGGAUUAUGCUGUUUUGGAACCUGUCGAUCUUGAUGGGCCUGAUAAUGGUCCACCUUUUCAGUUCCUUCUGGAUAAUUCUGCCAACAAACUUUGGACUCUCGAACCACAGGAUGGUAAAAGUGCCAUUCUUCGUCAACGACACAAUCUUAAUUAUAACUUCUAUUCUGUGCCAAUCCAAAUACAAGACAGACAUGGUUUCUCUGCGAGACAUGUACUAUCAGUAAGAGUGUGUGAUUGUUCAACUCCAUCAGAAUGUAGAAUGAGUGUUCGGGAGGAAAGGGAUGCUAAGCCAAAUGUAGUCCUUGGGAAGUGGGCCAUCCUCUCCAUGGUCCUGGGUUCUGCGUUGCUAUUGUGCAUUCUGUUUACAUGUUUCUGUGUGACUACUGCUAAAAGAACAGUAAAGAAAUGCUUCCCAGAUGAUGUAGCCCAGCAAAAUUUAAUUGUAUCAAACACUGAGGGACCCGGAGAAGAAGUGACGGAGGCAAAUAUUAGGCUCCCCUCACAGACAGCCAACAUCUGUGAUACAAGCACAUCUGCUGGGACUCUUGGAGGCCAAGGAAUCAAAACGCAACAAAGUUUUGAGAUGGUCAAAGGAGGCUACACUUUGGAGUCCAACAAAGGAGGUGGCCAUCACACCUUGGAGUCUAGCAAGGGAGGUGUGCUGGGAGCAGCAGACACUGGCCGAUAUACUUACACUGACUGGCAAAGUUUCACUCAACCCCGGCUUGGAGAAAAGGUGUAUCGGUGUGAACAGGAUGAGGAGCACAAACAUUGUGAAGACUACGUCCGUGCGUAUCACUAUGAAGGCAAAGGCUCCAUGGCCGGCUCUGUAGGCUGCUGCAGUGAUCGGCAGGAGGAAGAAGGGCUGGAGUUCUUAGAUCACUUGGAACCGAAAUUUAGGACCUUAGCAAAGACAUGUGUGAAGAAAUAAAGGCGCUGCUUGAUAAAGGCAUCUGCAAAUGAAUACAGAUGUGCCACUAGAUCUAAGACGAUAGCAGCCCGUAGUAGUGACUUUGCUUAUUAAAAGAAGGUAAAGUCAUUUGCAGAUAACGAUGCUAGCUCUAACCCACCCCUACCUCCCCAAAUUCUCCUUGUCUCCAGAACUUCUCUGUUGCCUGGACAGGAAGCUGUCAUCACUCCUCUUCUUUCUGCGCAUGUAUACACUGCCCUUUCAGGACUGGACUGCGUGUGCCACUCAAAUUCUGGUGAUGUUCGACACUUAAGGUCUUUUUGCACGCUAUGCAAGACUCCGUGGUGGAGUUGGGUGUUGUGGAAGCUUAAAAUACGAAUUUGCAUUGUGUACAUAUACAAAUUAAACACUGUCUUCAAAGUCUUGC
Acomys russatus (golden spiny mouse) is the source of this 3513-nucleotide messenger RNA. It is a transcript of the gene Dsc1, whose product is annotated as desmocollin 1. Gene Ontology annotation, cellular component: desmosome; plasma membrane. Lineage: Eukaryota; Metazoa; Chordata; Mammalia; Rodentia; Muridae. Gene Ontology annotation, biological process: homophilic cell-cell adhesion. Gene Ontology annotation, molecular function: calcium ion binding. The record is from RefSeq and is a predicted model, not a curated record. The transcript is spliced from 16 exons. Bases 417 to 3107 code for a protein of 896 amino acids.